AUGUUUUACAACACCGCCAUUCUUUCCGUGCUCGUCGCUAGCACUUCCAUGGUUUCAGUCUCACUCGCUGCUCCUGUCAACGCACGUCAAUCUCCUUCUUGUCCCGCAGGAACUUCCUACUUUGACUACGAGUCCACCAGCGGCUUCAAGGGAUGUACCGCCACACCUGCUGAAUAUCAAAAUGGACCUCGCAAAUACUGGGGCAUCUGUCCAACUGGACACGGAAACUGGUAUGUCUGCGCAAACGGGUUCAAGGGUUGCACCACCGACAGCACAAUCUGCGACACAAAGCCUUCCGGCUGGGUCCCACCUGUCCUCCCACCUGUCGCUCCAAAGGACUCUUGCCCAUCUGGCCAGGCCUACUAUGUCUGUGCUACUGGAUUCAAGGGGUGUAGUUCCGAUACCAGCGUCUGCGAUCCCAAGCCACCAGUCGAACCAUCCACUUGCCCAUCUGGUCAGAGCUACUAUGUCUGCGCCAAUGGGUUCAAAGGAUGCAGUGCCGAUACUUCAGUCUGUGAUCCUAAGAAGCCCGAAUCCGAGCCAGUCGAGCCAGGCUCAUGCCCAUCUGGUGAAAACUACUAUGUUUGCGCCAAUGGAUUCAAGGGAUGCAGUGCCGAUACCACUGUCUGCGAUUCCAAGCCAAAGGGAUCCGAGAAAGUCGAGCCUGAGGUAGUCAACCCAUCAACCGGCAACAGCAAGUUUUGCCCAUCCGGAACAUCCUACUACGAUUACGAGUCUACCUCCGGCUUCAAGGGUUGCACUUCAGCACCAGCUGCUUACCAGAACGCGCCUCGUGUCUACUGGGGCAGCUGCCCAACUGGCCACGGUAACUGGUAUGUCUGCGCCAACGGCUUCAAGGGUUGCAACACCAACUCCGCUGUUUGCGACUUGAAGGUUUAA
Molecule: messenger RNA, 900 nt
Organism: Cadophora gregata
Lineage: Eukaryota; Fungi; Ascomycota; Leotiomycetes; Helotiales; Ploettnerulaceae
Exons: 1
Coding region: 1-900 (299 amino acids)
Source: RefSeq, a predicted model, not a curated record